CCCUGUAUCCCAUAAACCAUCAUAUUACCGUUUCAUUUUAGUGUCAGACCCCUGAACAUUUUCAUUCGGCAUUAGUUUGGCAAACAUUUCGGCUAGGAUCCAAAAUUUCCGGUUAAAAAUAUUCGAAAUUUCAAAUCCCAAGUCCGCCGAGAUGGUUAUCUAUAGUGCCACAUCGCAGAAAAAAACGGGCCGUGUCUCAGCUAUCGCCUCUAAAAUCCGAAAUGAAAUCCAGGCCAACGAAGCCGCCGUGCCCGUAGUAGCGGUCCGUCCUAAACGGAAACGAACUGCGGUCUCGGGCGGAUCGGCCAAGCGAUCGGUCGCAGGCGCAUUGACGACCUUGAGCGGACCGGUCACAGGUCAGCUGGGGCUCGGUCUGGUCCCUGGGACAGCAGCUGUAAAGGCUCAAGCAGAAGCCCCCGCCGUCCACCUCCCACCUGUCCCACUGCCACGCCCACUUCGCAAGGCCACAGCCACCGCCACCGCAGCCGCUUCUGGACUUACUGCCAAGGUGCCUGGUGCCGCGACAGCAGUUUCAGCUGUGCACGAAGCGAUACCCAUCGCAGGAUCCGGGUCCGUUUCCACAACAGAAACAGGCCUAGCCUAUCCCCCAGCCAUUAAGAAGAGCUCGCUGUCCACCCGCAAAGUGGGCGGUGGCAAGGCUACUGACUCCAGUAGCGUGAAGAGACGGGUCAAGUUCUCGGUGAACGUGCACACAUAUCCAUCCACAACAAGCACUAAGAAAUCAGCUCGGAUCGGCGAACUACAGUUGAAGAAGCGCACCAAGAAGCUAAAGCGGAGCCGGACGCGCCGAGAAGGUGGUGGACCAUUGGCGGCUAUUGCCAACGACCUGGCAAGCAUCUCGCAGGAGAACCCAAAGCCAGUCUCUAUCGGGGGCAUUGAAGAUCCUUUGAAAGCUCCUCGCAUCCUGCGUCUCAACGUUGUGGGAAAGCCAGCCAAGGUUACGGGUAAAUCUGCUCUGGCGGAUGCCCUUCGCCGGAAGGCCAACAGGUUGAGCCAACCCAAAUCGGUAGUAGCGGAGAAUACCUCCAAGAGCGGCGGACCGAUCAAGAGUGUCAAGUUCAAGGCAAAGUCGGCCAAAAAGUCGGGAGGCAGUGCUUCCAGCACCAUCCAGCUGGGUGAGCGACCUAAGGCCGCGGGUGUAGCGCCGCGCAAGAAGGCAGGGUUGGGAAAGAAGGCCACAACUAGCUCGAUAGCAACAACCCCUUUAGUCCCCCAUGAGCGGCAGAGCCAUGGAAAAGCCAGAAGCUGAUGGCGGCGACCAGCCGGAGAAUCCUGGCGAGAAGGAUCAGCCGCAGUUAGAGAAAAGCGUGAAGCGACCCCGUGAUCCAUCUUCCC
Drosophila bipectinata is the source of this 1356-nucleotide messenger RNA. RefSeq lists its product as uncharacterized. NCBI's taxonomy places the organism in Eukaryota, Metazoa, Arthropoda, Insecta, Diptera, Drosophilidae. The record is from RefSeq and is a predicted model, not a curated record.